Molecule: messenger RNA, 1193 nt
Organism: Syngnathoides biaculeatus (alligator pipefish)
Lineage: Eukaryota; Metazoa; Chordata; Actinopteri; Syngnathiformes; Syngnathidae
Gene: gfi1aa
Product: growth factor independent 1A transcription repressor a
Exons: 6
Coding region: 32-1174 (380 amino acids)
Biological process (GO): regulation of transcription by RNA polymerase II
Cellular component (GO): nucleus
Molecular function (GO): DNA-binding transcription factor activity, RNA polymerase II-specific; RNA polymerase II cis-regulatory region sequence-specific DNA binding
Source: RefSeq, a predicted model, not a curated record
GUGACAAGAGCACAGAGAAUUGAUAGGCAACAUGCCGAGGUCUUUCCUGGUGAAGAGUAAGCGGGCCCACAGCUACCACCAGCACCGAUGCCGGGAUGACGUCUACAUCGGCCUGGAAGCGCUCCUGGCUCACAUCAGCUCAGAGGCAAAACGUCAAGUGGAGUCGAGCCUGGAGGCCGAGCCCGCGGACGGGCCGUGCCCGGGGCGCCCGCUGCUGUCACCGGCUUCACUGCCGUCCAGCUCGCCGCUGAGCUACGGAGCGAGCGACCGAGUUUCGGAUUGUGAUUUGUGGCGUCCCCCCUCUCCCUCCUACUCGCCAGAUUCAGCGGAGUCCUCCACACCCACAGCGGAGGACGGCCACCACUUCAACGUGUCCCUCUUCCCCGCUUACUCCUGGUCCUCCUACCCCGCUUCGGACCUGAGACGCACCGUCCCAGCUCCGUACCACCGACGCCUGCACCAGCUGGACCUGGAGCAGGGCCACGCGGAACCUCUGAGCAAUGGGCGCUACCGUGACUGCUCCGCUCCUAUCCAAAUCCAACAGAUUUGCAGGAUGAGGAACGCUGACGGCAUCUUUGGGGAGCUAAAACAGAAGCAAAGUGGACCUGAAAUCAUCAAGCGCGAAGACGACUUCACGUGCUUCAAUCAGAUCGACCCUGACGGCUCAUAUAAGUGCAUCAAGUGUUACAAGGUGUUCUCCACCCCCCACGGCCUGGAGGUCCACGUGAGGAGGUCCCACAGCGGGACGCGUCCGUUCGAGUGUGGCAUUUGCGGAAAAACCUUCGGCCACGCCGUCAGCCUGGACCAACACAGGGCGGUCCACUCACAGGAGAGGAGCUUCAGCUGCAAAAUCUGUGGGAAAAGCUUCAAGCGCUCGUCCACGCUGUCGACGCACCUUCUAAUCCACUCGGACACAAGGCCGUACCCGUGUCAGUACUGCGGGAAGAGGUUCCAUCAGAAGUCGGACAUGAAAAAGCACACGUUCAUCCACACAGGCGAGAAACCGCACAAGUGCCAAGUGUGCGGCAAGGCCUUCAGCCAGAGCUCCAACCUGAUCACGCACAGCAGGAAACACACGGGAUUCAAGCCGUUCGCCUGCGAUCUAUGCGGGAAAGGCUUCCAGAGGAAAGUGGAUCUGAGGAGGCACAGGGAGACCCAGCACGGAUUUAAAUAAUCGCUUCCUUUUCACCCUG